Messenger RNA from Microplitis demolitor, 3154 nucleotides. It is a transcript of the gene Hs6st, whose product is annotated as heparan-sulfate 6-O-sulfotransferase 2. Bases 318 to 1661 code for a protein of 447 amino acids. NCBI's taxonomy places the organism in Eukaryota, Metazoa, Arthropoda, Insecta, Hymenoptera, Braconidae. The transcript is spliced from 4 exons. The record is from RefSeq and is a predicted model, not a curated record. Gene Ontology annotation, cellular component: membrane. Gene Ontology annotation, molecular function: heparan sulfate 6-sulfotransferase activity.
GAGUAGGGAUUAAAAGAGAAGUGGAAUGAGAAUUUUAAUAAUAGUAACCAGUGAAUUUUGCAUUAUAGUUUCAAACUUCAAUGAAUGUGUUCAUCUCUCGGCGUUGUUUUCUCGCGACAAUUCUUAAACCAGACAUAUCUCCAUCUCCAACAUUUUAAUAAGAAAGAAAAAAUAAAACAUCACCAUCAUACCAAAAAAGGAAACAAUAAUUGUAUGGUAAUAAUUUAAAAAAAAAAAAAAAAAAAAAAAAAAAAAAAAAAAAAAAGGAUAAACGAAGAGAAAAAAAAAUCUUUAAUUAAAAGUAAUAAUGGGUAAAAAUGGGAAAAGGAUUAAUUGUAAAUAAUUUAAGUGAUCUAAUGGUUUUUAUAACAGAGCACACACAUGAUAAAACAUCAAUGAUGGAAACUCGUAUCCGUAGCAAUCGGUUACGGAGUGUAAUUGGAAUUUGUAUUUUACUUGCUCUCACUGGCAUAGUGUAUCUUGGUUAUUUUUGUCCGGACCAUGUGUGUGCAUUAACUAAUCGUGAUAUUAAGGAAUCAACAAGAUUAUCUGAAGGAUUAAUACCUGGUACAGGAUUAAGUUCAUUAUCUUCAUCUUCUCCAUUGGAAGCUUAUAAAAAUUCAUUAUUUAUUCAUCCAUCAUUUAAAUUACAAAGUGUUCAAAGUAGUCUUGGGUAUGAUGAUAUUUUAAACAAUGAUACCUUUCAAUUUGAUAUAAAUGCUCAUGAUGUUAUUGUCUUUCUCCAUAUACAAAAAACAGGAGGAACAUUGUUUGGGAAACAUCUGGUGAGAGAUUUAGAUCUUCAAAGACCGUGCUCGUGUCAGAGAAGAAAAAAACGUUGCUUUUGUUUUCGACCAAAUCGUGAUGAGAACUGGUUGUUUUCGCGUUAUUCAACUGGUUGGAAAUGUGGUUUACAUGCUGAUUGGACGGAACUAACAAAUUGUGUUGAUUAUGAGUUAAAUAAAAUAGAGGGUGAUGGUAUAAAACGUAGAUACUUUUAUAUAACUAUAAUUCGUGAUCCUGUUGCGAGAUAUUUGUCGGAAUUCCGACACGUUCAAAGAGGUGCUACAUGGCGUGGGGCAAGGCACUGGUGUGGUGGAAAUGUCGCUAAUAUACCACAAUGCUAUUCUGGCCCAACUUGGCAAGGAGUUACGCUGGAACAAUUUAUGGCUUGUCCAACAAAUUUAGGAAAUAAUCGUCAAACGAGAAUGCUCGCAGAUUUAUCACUUAUUGGAUGUUAUAAUUCAUCACUGUCGAAUGCAGAAAAAGAUAAUCUUAUGUUAGAAAGUGCUAAACGUAAUUUACAUUUCAUGCCAUUUUUCAUGUUAACUGAGUAUCAAAAAGUUGGACAAUAUUCUUUCGAAGAAACGUUUGGAAUGCGAUUUGCAGUGGCAUUUGAGCAACAUAAUGCAACAUUAAGUGCCGCGACAAUGGCAACAUUAACGCCAGAACAAAAAGAACAGGUACGAAAGCUCAAUAAACUUGAUCUUCAACUAUAUGAAUAUGCCAAAGAUCUUGUUUUUGAACGAUUCAGACGUUUAAGAGAUCGUGACCCAUAUUUUAUCCACCGAUUUCAACAUCUCGGUGAGUUGUCAUUGCGUCAAAGUGCGACUGAAUUUAAUUGGGAUUCAGUUAUUGAAGAUACAACUGAUAACGAUUGAAUUAUUUUUAAAAUGACGCUUGUUAAAUUAAAAAAAAAUAAUAAUUUUAAUAUUUUAAGUGCAGAAUUCUCAAAUAUCUCAGGGAACUGCCCCCAUCACAUUAUAGCGUGAUAGGAUUUUUUUCUCGUGUCAUUUACCAAAAGUUUCAUCGUUUUAACCAAAGAGAAUUCUCGAUAAUUAUUUAUUUAUAAUUCAUAACAAAGUAAUUGGAUCACUAUUAAAUAAAUAUAAGAUUCUACAUUGAAUUUAUAUAUUCAUAUAUAAAAGUAUUCUACUCAGUUUAACGAUUAAAAAAAAAGUACUUUUAAUUGCUUUAUUACUCCAAAUUAUCAAUGUAUGUGAUGUAUAAAAAAAUUUGAUAUUUUAGAGUUAAAAUUUUUAAUAGCAAAUGUACUUUGACAUUUAAAUAAUUUACAAAUGUUAGGGUGAUCUAAAAAAUUUUUUAGUUUAAGACAUUCUAAUUAAAAACCGUUGCCAAAAAUCAACUCGAUAAAAAAUUUUCAAGGGAUCGCCCACGAAUUUAAUUCUACUAAUAUUUAAGGAUCGCUCGAAAACGGCCAAAAAACAGAACGCAGAAUUAUUCAAAAUUCAUGAGCGACCCUUUAAAAAUUUUUUGUUGAGCUGAUUUUUGGAAAGGAUUCAUAAAAUGUUUUAAACUAAUAAACUUUCAUACGAGACACGAAAAAAAAAAUAAUAAUCAGUUUUUUGCACCACCCUAAUGAGUAUAAAUUAUUUUAGAGACGAUAAACAAACUGUAUAAAAAAUUGCUUAGUAAAAAUGUUUUUAAUGAAAAUAUUCCGUAUAAAGAUAUUUGACAAUAGAUCAAAUUUAAAAAUUAAGAUUUUUUUUUUAUGUUAAACAUAUUGAGGUGACAGUAUGUAAGAGUAAAUAAAUUUAGCGUAGAGUUCUAUAUCUGCGUUAAAUUUUAUAAAACAAAUUAAUCAUGAAAAGAAAAAAAAAUUUUUUUAUACUAAGCUUUUAUUUUGCGUAGAGAAUUUUUGUUUAAGUUGAUAAACGGAAAUGGUUAUUAUAGAUAAGCAAGGCUACAUUUAUUUUCGGCUUCAAAAUAUAUUUUGUGGAUUCAAAGAUUUUAUUUAAUUUAUUUAAAUUGAAAGUAAGUUAAGCAAAGCUUUUUUUAACAUUUUUUUAAUAUUUCGUUCUAGGCUUUUAUUUUGAUUUAGACAACAACGAAUGAAAAAAAUAAAAAAUAAAUUUUUUAAAUGCCAUAAAAAAAUAUUUUUACAAAUUAAAAUAUGUCGAGUCUCACUUCUGUAUAAUUAUCACUAAAAAUAAUCCUCCUUAAAAAAAAAAUUAAUAUUGAUUAACUGUUUAUAGAUUUUUUUAAAUUUUAUUAAUCAUCAUUUUAAAAAUUUAUCUAUCAAAGUUUUUUGGCUGUAUACGCAUAUAUUAACUUACAUAUCUGUGUUUUUUAAUUAUAUAAGUAUCAUAAUUAGUAAUAGUUGUCCUCUGCCAUUUCAAAGAAUUAAUUUAGA